Molecule: messenger RNA, 2166 nt
Organism: Phragmites australis (common reed)
Lineage: Eukaryota; Viridiplantae; Streptophyta; Magnoliopsida; Poales; Poaceae
Product: AAA-ATPase At3g50940-like
Exons: 2
Coding region: 453-1871 (472 amino acids)
Molecular function (GO): ATP hydrolysis activity; ATP binding
Source: RefSeq, a predicted model, not a curated record
AUUCAUCAUAUGCAUGUAGACGAGAUAAUUCAAGCAACCUAAUUUUGGGCCUAAUUGGAAGUAGGCUUCUAGUAUGCGUGGCCCAUGGGUUGUUUUCAUUGUCCACUCCAAUCUCUCUUUAGUUCGCAAAAUGCAAUUCCACAUAACGCAUGGAUUAUCUUAUUGGUACAUCUUUCUAUAUAUAUAUCUAUACAUUUAAUUUCUUAUUUUUUUUUCAACUGCCGACGCGAAUCUCAACCCAAAGUAAUUGUACGACAGAAGAAAAAGUAUAUCAUAUACCUAUAAAAAUAAUAGAGUCCGUACAUAAUAAAAAAAGACAGAGAGAGAGACGUUUAAAAACCCAUCGCUGAUUCGUUGCCCUAGCUUUCAACACCUGGCGCCUCCAAAGCGAACACAUCCCCCCUGCCGCUACAACCAUCGCUACCGUCGCAGCUGCAGGAGGAGAGGCCAUUAUGUCGUCCAGCGGAAACUACGACAAGUACAUCACGAUGGCUGCUUCGGUGGCGGCGACGGCGAUUGUGGUGCGCAGCGUGGUGAACGAGCUGCUCCCCUGCGAGCUGCGGGACCUGCUCUACGUGGGGGUACGUUUCCUGCGCUCCCGCGUCUCCUCGCGCCACACCCUCGUCAUCGACGAGGCCGAGGGCCUCUCCACCAACCAGAUCUACGACGCCGUGCGCGCCUACCUCGCCUCCCGGAUCAGCACCGACAUGCCGCGCCUCCGAGUCAGCCGCGUCGACGAGGCCCAGGGCAUCAUGGUCAGCAUGGAGCAGGGCGAGGAGAUGGUCGACGUCCACGACGGCGUCGAAUACACAUGGAGCCUCAUCUCCCGUGACAGCACCCCCCGGGCCGCCGCCGGCACCACCAGCGCCUACGGCGGCCAUGGCGCCAAGGGCAGAGGCCGCCGCCCCCAGAUCAAGUCCUUCGAGGUCAGCUUCCACAAGAAGCACAAGGAGAAGGCACUCAACUCGUACCUCCCGUUCGUCGUCGCCAUCGCCAAGGCCAUCGAGGACCAGCACAGGAACCUCAAGAUGCACAUGGUUGAGUACGACGCCUGGACUGCAGUCGACCUCCGCCACCCAUCCACCUUCGACACGCUCGCCAUGGACCACAAGCUGAAGCAGUCCGUGGUGGAUGACCUCGAGAGGUUUGUCAGGAGGAAGGACUACUACAAGAGGAUCGGCAGGGCAUGGAAACGCGGGUACCUUCUCUACGGUCCACCUGGGACCGGCAAGUCCAGUCUCAUCGCUGCAAUGGCGAAUUACCUCAAGUUUGACAUAUACGAUCUUGAACUCACCGAGGUCAAAUGCAACUCGGACCUCCGGAGGCUUCUUAUUGGGAUGAGCAACCGAUCCAUCCUUGUGGUUGAAGACAUUGACUGUGGCAUCGAGCUCCAGCAGCGGGAGGAAGGCGAGAAGCGUGCCAAGCCCAGUCAUGCAGGAGAAGAAAGUGAUAACAAGGUGACACUGUCUGGGCUGCUCAACCUCGUCGAUGGUCUGUGGUCGACAAGUGGGGAGGAGAGGAUCAUCGUGUUCACCACAAAUUACAGGGAGCGACUGGACCCAGCACUACUGCGGCCUGGCAGGAUGGAUAUGCACAUCCACAUGGGAUACUGCACCCCAGAGUCGUUCCGAAUUCUGGCUAGGAACUACCACUCAGUUGAGAAUCAUGCCAUGUAUCCAGAAAUUGAACAGCUGAUGAAGGAGGUAAUGGUCUCACCGGCGGAGGUCGCUGAGGUUCUAAUGAGGAACGACAACAGUGAUGUUGUACUCCGGGAUCUCCUUGAGUUCCUCAAGGCAAAGAUGAAAGAGGCUGGUGAGAGCAAGGCUGCAAAUGAGCAGAUGAAGAAAUGUGACGGAGAGACCAUCAUCUAAUGAAAUGGUCAGAGCAGUAGAGGAUUACAGAAACCAGUGGUGGUCUGGAACUUUGUGUGCCAUGUAAAUGCGGUAUUAGAAGAAAAUAAAACCAAGAGUGUUAUUGUUUAGGCUUUUGGCUAUGAACUAUCCUUGACAGUCAUUUUAUAAUCCUUGAAGGUACUUCAGUGCUCUCAUAUCAAUCUAAUUAAACUUUUAUACAAAACGCAUAGUUUCAUAUGAAGUCUGUGUUGCAGUGAAGAGUUAAUAUCAUGUCUCACAAAACAGCAUUCUAAAGAUAUUCUUCGUGUAUUCC